AUGACCGACAAUAACUCUCCGAUACCUCUGAAAGAGCUUUUUGACAUGGAUCGUAUAUCUUCUCCUACUUCUAGACUUCUCGUUUUCUUAUAUUCUCCUGUCGGUUUCUUCGUUUUUUUAUGUCGAAUUUUUCUUGGCUUGCACACAUUUUUCGUUGCAUGCUUACUGCGGAAGUCUACCGUACUACGAACGGCAGUCCUCCGGAUAAUGUGUGCUCUGUUAGGCAUUAUCGUUAAACAAGAAGGAGAGAGGGAUCCUUCUGUUAAAUUGAUAUCUGCCAAUCACGUGAGCGCUCUUGAUCAUUUAGCUGUUGAUUUGGUCGAAUCUUGUAUCCUUCCGUCCGUUUGGGAUAUUCCUUCUAUACUCAGAUGGUGUUUCGGCUAUGCUGACUUCGGCGCUCGUAGCGGAAGAGACGAACUAGUGAGACAGGGCAGAAAACACAUCCAAACUAGCGAGUUACCAAUUCUAUCAUUGCCGGAAGGUGCCAUAACUAGUGGAAAAAGCGCUUUGCUCAAAUUCAGCACUUGGCCUGCUGAAGUUUCUGAUUCUAUUCAACCCAUUUCUCUUCAUGUUUGGAGACCAAUCCAAGUCAACUCUUCAAUUCUUGGAGCUACCUGGUGGUCUGACGUUUUCUGGUUCAUGUUCCUCCCCAUGACUGUAAUUCAUCUCAAAUGGCUCCCUGUUCUACGUAGAAAUGAAGAUGAAUCUGUGGAAGAUUUCAGUAAGAGAUUAUCUAAAUCAAUAGCUGAAGAUUUGUCGAUCCAAUCAAGUUCCUGGACUAAUCUGGAUGCUGCGGAAGCCGUUAAGAGAAGAUUCAGAGCAGCAGUCAAUGCUAGUGCUGCCAAGAAGAAACCUUUGGAUCCUCGUAAAAUGGAUGAGAUAGCUAUGAGAAUCAAACAAUCACAUCCUAAAAUUCCAUUGUUGGUUAUCCGAUGGGAUUUGGACAAGACGAAAGAUUACAAUGAGACCAUAGAACGCAUAAAAUCAGGGAAGUUGAACGAAUCCAGUGAAACGGCGAAACUUUCGGGAAAAGUUCCAACAGAUCACUGUGAAUGGAAGAAGCUGUUUGAUAUUCGUAAAUGGGAGAUGAUCGAAUGUAACAGAGCCAACUACUUAAAGCGAAUGAAUAGAGAUCUAGCUUCGACAGAACAAUAG
Molecule: messenger RNA, 1155 nt
Organism: Auanema sp. JU1783
Lineage: Eukaryota; Metazoa; Nematoda; Chromadorea; Rhabditida; Rhabditidae
Source: the annotation of a GenBank genome assembly